Messenger RNA from Dunckerocampus dactyliophorus (ringed pipefish), 3614 nucleotides. It is a transcript of the gene rtn4rl2a, whose product is annotated as reticulon 4 receptor-like 2 a. The transcript has 4 exons. Bases 109 to 1482 code for a protein of 457 amino acids. The record is from RefSeq and is a predicted model, not a curated record. Gene Ontology annotation, molecular function: protein binding. Gene Ontology annotation, cellular component: plasma membrane. NCBI's taxonomy places the organism in Eukaryota, Metazoa, Chordata, Actinopteri, Syngnathiformes, Syngnathidae.
GCCGGCACUCUCUCAGUCGCUCCGACUCGGGAACCAGGGCAUCAGCAGCGGAGAUAGCAGGCAUUACUUCGCCCCACUAGGCUAACUCGCUUUGGGCUUUGGUUUAGGAUGGAAACCUUCUCGAUUUCUCGGAGCCGACGAUGCUCCAUCGUGCGCAACUGCAAAAACGGCAUCUCCCUCUGGUUGGCGGUGUGGAUGCUCCUUGGCAAGCAGAGUCCGGCAUCAGGGUGCCCGCACCUGUGUGUGUGUUACCCGACUCCAAUGACCGUGAGCUGCCAGGCGCAAAACUUCACCACCGUCCCGGUUGGAGUGCCUUACGAGUCGCAACGCGUUUUCCUCCAGAACAACCGGAUCACGGAGCUUAGAGUUGGCUCGUUUGGCUUCGGUACGCAGGUCCUGUGGUUGUUUUCCAACAACAUCACAUGGAUCGAGGCAGGCGCUUUCAGUGAGCUGAGGGACUUGGAGGAGUUGGACCUGGGGGACAACCCGAACCUUCACAGGCUGGAAGGAGGAGCGUUCCGCGGCCUGGAGAAGCUCCAGAGCCUCCAUAUGCACCGCUGCAGACUCACCGCCCUGCCCCACGACAUUUUCCACAAACUCUACAGCCUGCAUUAUCUCUACUUACAGGAAAACAAUCUUCACUUCCUGCAGGAUGACAUCUUUUCUGACCUGAUCAACCUGAGUCAACUUUUCCUACAUGGAAACCGCAUACGCACCAUCUCAGAAAACGUCUUUCGUGGCCUGGUAAACCUCGACCGCUUGCUCCUACAUGACAACCGCAUCAGGCAGGUGAACCGCAGGGCCUUCCGCGACCUCGGCCGUCUGACCAUGCUGUUCCUCUUCAACAAUUCACUGCCUGAGCUGCCCAGUCAGACCCUGAGGGACACUCAGGGCAUCGAGUUCCUCCGCCUCAACUCCAACCCCUGGUCCUGUGGCUGCGAGGCACGCGCCCUGUGGGAGUGGUUCCGGGAGGCCCGUGUCUCCUCAUCGGAGGUGAUCUGUGCAUCUCCGUCCACAAGACGUGGUCAGGACCUUCGCUUUCUUCGUGAAAUGGACUUCGCCCUCUGUCCCCUGCCCGAUCCUGGCUCCAUCGCCGGUUCAACCACCACCACCUUCAGUACCAAAACCAGGUGGUGGUUCCACAAAAACAAGCCCCAGUCGUCAACGAAAGGUGUCUUUGAGAAAGCUUCAGAGACCGUCAAGGCCGGUUUGUAUGGGAAAGGCCCAUCCACAACCACAUCAGUGGUCAAGUAUGAGCUGGGGGAGGAAGAACUGGCACUGCCCAAACUUGACCAGGAAGAGUACUGGGCAAACUAUGGCAACGAGGACUCAGGUGUCACCCUGCGAUGCUUUGAGCUUGAAUGUCCACCUGAGUUCGACCUGCCUCCAUUUUCCUCCUCUACCUCACCCUCCUUGUCCUCCUUCCUCUCACUACUAACCUUCUCCGUGUUUACAUUCAACCUCCACUGGCUCUUUGGCUGAAUGUGAAUUCCCCCUCCCCUUACCUUCCAGCCUGUUUUAAAGGCUGCGAAGAUCCCUGUUAGACUCUCUAUACCCUCUUCGCCCGCUCUGCUGUAUGCUCAUGCUCAGUGCACAGCGAGGGAGAUAGAGGGAUGGUACGAUUCUAAUUCUACCACCUACAGGGCUUUACAUUUUUCAGGGCUGCUAGGAGAUCCUCAGAUAUAUGGCAUGUGCAACGUGCGGCAGGCAUGGCUCUGUGCCUCGAGCUUUGAGGGCUGAGUCCGUCAUGAACGUCAGCGAGGUUCGACAGCAGUAAAUGAUGUCAUUACUUUAUCAACUCCACUGAGUCAAAACCAAUCGUGCAAUUGUUGCACCCCGGCUCGUACUAAAUAAUUACUGUUAGAAAACAGUGCAUAGUAACAACGGUAUUGUAACCACUUACAGUGUCAUGUAAAUACAAUGUAUGUUUGUCGUGGGUGUUCGAAUAGAUGUUGUCCAGGUCAUCUUGAUCCAGGGAAAGUGUGAAUGAAGGCUUAGCGGGCACAGACAGAUCGCUUACGCUGAGAAUCUGCUCAGGGAGUAAAAUGGAACGCGAAGAAGGAGAAGAGACGUACGUCUGGCACGAGGACACCUGUGAAGAAACCCGUUUAGCGAGAAAGAGAGAUGGUUGCUCUUAGCAAUUGGAGAAGACGCAGGACAGAAGAAGCAGCCACCAGCGGGAGAAGAGUAAAACAUCCUCUGAUUAGCAGCUAUAUUCAUUUCUGUAUGAAUGUUUUUGCAUUUUCUUUGCUUACGACAAAUGUCGGGGAAAAAUUCUUCCUGUCAGGAAGCUUGAGAUUGGAUGUCUUUUUGUGACACAUUGAUAUCAUGUGAAAAGAUGAACAUAUUUAUAAAGAGAUAUGCUGAAUAUUUGCAUCAUGCUUUUCUUUCGAGAGAUGCUUGUGAAUUUUAUCAGUCAUUCUUUGUAUUCUCAGGACAUUGAAUCCAUUGCAAAUGGACUCUUCAGGUUGCCUGAGAAGGCGUUUUCGCCUCUCAUCUGAGCAGACUUCAUCAGUCCAUGCUCAAAGAGUCCUUUCUAGUCCUAUCUAGUCUUUGAGCGGGCUUCAUCAGUGCAUGCUCAAAGAGCCCAACUAAUCCUUUCGAAUCUUUGACCAGGCUUUAUCAGGUCAUCCACAAAGUGUCCUAUCUGGUCUUGGAACAUUAACUGAUCAAGCCUACUCGAAUCAGAGGCGAAACAUCUUUUAAGACAACCUGAGCAGGCGGAUUUGAUCGAUCCAAUCCUUGAGAGAUGCUAAUCAGUGAAGGUGCUCAGCAUCCUACUUUUUGUCACAAAAAUCUAAAGUCGGCCCAAAGUAGCAGAUUGUUGCUGCGUGACUAAAUCUGACUAAAGAGCAGCAAAAGGUCGGACCGCUCAUUCGUACGGAAUCAGGCUGGCCCAUUGGGGUCUGGCUGUGCAGGGCGUCUGUCUCGGUGUGGAUAAAUAAGCUUGAAUGGAUUCACAAGCUGGCAGCGCUGCAAAAGGCAAUUACGUCAAUCGCUUUAUCACUCCAGUGAGUCAUCUGUCGGCGAUGCCAGAUGGAGCGAUGAAGUGACAAUUGGCUGAUUUGCAAGAACGCCCAGAGAGCAAUGGGAGUCUUCAUGAAGACAUCUUGAUACAGACGAUAAACGAAGACGCACAAAAGGUCAUGUGUGUGCAGAAGGCUGAUCGAAGUGGGAAAGGAGGAUGAGAAAAGACUACAGAGACGGAUGAAGGAAUGAUUAAAACAGGCAUCAUGCGACCUCCUUAGGUGACUUAGCACACCUCAAAUGUUAUUUUUUUGUCAGAUGCAGCAAAAGGGGAGUGAAUCAAGAUCAACAUAAAGUAGGAGCGUGAAGAGUGCGUGUGCACACACUGACUCUCACCAAGCAAGGUGUCCUUGGUCUUGCAAAACAAGCAAGCCAAGCAUUACGCCACUUAAAAGUCUUUUUUUUCAGUCACUUCAAAAAGCUGUCAUGGAGGAAGACGAACGGCGAAGUCAUCAAACAAACCCGUUUCCCUUAAAUUGUUUUCUUCUUCAAUUUGUCAUUGUGUGUGAUCAGCUGAGUUUCUUGUGAAAGAAAUACAAAGCAUACAUUUGUUAUUUAUUUUUACUGUCAAAAGAGAAAAAAACAUG